Molecule: messenger RNA, 2994 nt
Organism: Hyla sarda
Lineage: Eukaryota; Metazoa; Chordata; Amphibia; Anura; Hylidae
Product: RNA-binding protein 5-B
Exons: 24
Coding region: 172-2691 (839 amino acids)
Biological process (GO): mRNA splicing, via spliceosome
Cellular component (GO): nucleus
Molecular function (GO): RNA binding
Source: RefSeq, a predicted model, not a curated record
UUCGAGGCUCUGAGGUGUGCGAACUGCAUUGUGGGUAGGAGACGGGUGGAAUAGCCGCCAUUUCGUGUAGACACCAAGUAACGAGAGGACGCUGCGCCAGAGGUGCGGCCUGACGCAGGAUCAGCCAUACCAACCUCAAGAGGGUGUAGACUGUACACGUGGAGACCAGUUAUGGGCUCUGAUAAGCGUGUAAGCCGCAGUGAGCGCAGUGGGAGAUAUGGGUCAGCGUUUGAUAGAGAUGAUCGAGAUGACAGGAUGUCCAAAAACAGGCGCAGAGACUCGAACGACUACAAAAGAUACCGGGAUGACCGUGACGAUAGAUAUGAUGAUUACAGAGAUUAUGACAGUCCAGAUCGAGACAGAGAUCGCGAGAGGAGGAACAGUGACCGCUCAGAAGAUGGUUAUCAUUCAGAUGGUGACUACAUAGACCACGACUAUCGUAAUGAUUACUAUAUGGAUGAAAAGGAGAGCAAGACCAUUAUGCUGAGAGGUCUACCUAUAAACAUUAGUGAGAGUGAUAUUCGUGAAUUGGUGGAGUCAUUUGAAGGCCCUCAGCCUGCUGACGUGAGGCUGAUGAAGAGAAAGACAGGUUUAAGCCGCGGUUUCGCCUUCGUGGAGUUUUAUCACUUGCAAGAUGCUACCAGCUGGAUGGAAGCCAAUCAGAAGAAGUUGGUGAUCCAGGGAAAGACCAUCGCUAUGCAUUACAGCAAUCCCCGCCCCAAGUUUGAGGACUGGCUGUGUAACAAGUGUGGCCUCUACAACUUUCGAAGAAGAUUAAAAUGCUUCCGCUGUGGAGCAGCCAAGACUGAAUCUGAUGUGGAGGCACCUUCUGGAGCCUCAGAAGCUCCACAGUCGGCAGAUUACUACAGUGACAGUGGCUAUGUAUCCUCAGCCAUUAUCCUGCGUAACAUCGGGCCACACACCGUGGUGGAUUCCAUCCUGGCUGCCCUGGCUCCUUAUGUGUCUCUGGUGGUGAGCAACAUCCGUCUUAUUAAAGACAAGCAGACACAACAAAACAGAGGAUUUGCCUUUGUACAGCUUCCCUCUGCACUGGAAGCAUCGCAGCUGCUGCAGAUUCUUCAGACUCUUCAUCCUCCCCUUAAAAUUGAUGGAAAAACUAUUGGAGUUGAUUUUGCCAAGAGUGCUAGAAAGGAUCUUGUACUACCAGAUGGGAACAGGGUUAGCGCAUUCUCAGUAGCAAGCACAGCCAUUGCAGCAGCUCAGUGGUCGUCCACACAGGCUCAGCAAAGCGGGGAUAAUGCAGAAUAUGGAUAUGUGCAGCAAGGCCAAGAGGGGUAUUCACAAUAUGGGCAGUACUCCCAGGAAUAUCAGCAGGUAUACUCAUCUCAGAAUGGAGGAGCAGAGCAGGGAGCGGCUACAGCAGCAGAAGGCAGCACACUAACGACCACUACCACAACUGCUGCUGUGGUAUGUCAGAGUCCCCAGCUUUACCAACAGCCUGGAUCGCCAACACAGCCAAGCACUAGCUCUACUGGCAGCACAGCCCCCACAUCAACUGCUACUACAGAAGAAACACCUGCUCCGAAUACAAUUAUCCCUGGUGUGAAAUAUGCUGUUCCAGACACAUCAACAUACCAGUAUGAUGAAUCCUCAGGAUACUACUACGACCCUCAAACUGGUCUUUACUAUGAUCCCAAUUCUCAGUAUUACUACAACUCUCUAACUCAGCAGUACCUCUACUGGGAUGGGGAGAAACAGACUUACCUGCCUGCUGCAGAUGGAGCAACACAGAACACAACACCGACGAAUGGGACAGCGGCCACCUCUCCAAAUGUUAAGGAAGGCAAGGAGAAGAAAGAAAAACCUAAAAGUAAAACUGCUCAACAGAUUGCAAAAGAUAUGGAGCGUUGGGCAAAAAGCUUAAAUAAGCAGAAGGAAAAUUUCAAAAACAGUUUUCAGCCCCUGAGUGCCCGUGAUGAGGAAAGAAAGGAAUCUGCAGCUGCAGAUGCAGGAUUUGCCUUGUUUGAGAAGAAGCAGCAAGGUGCAUUGUUGGAGAGGCAAAUUCUGCCAGACAUGAUGAUGAUGGUGAACACUGAGGAUGAGAAACCUCCCAAGCGGGCGCUGGUUGCAGCUUACAGUGGGGACAGUGACAAUGAAGAAGAAACAGAUCAUCUCCAGGGAAUGCUGGAUGAGGAAAAGUUAACAGAUUGGAAAAAAUUGGCUUGCUUACUAUGUCGCAGGCAGUUUCCAAACAAAGAUGCUCUGACGAGACACCAGCAGCUCUCAGACCUACAUAAGCAAAACCUUGAUGUGUAUAGAAGGUCCAGACUCUCUGAUCAAGAUUUAGAAGCCCUGGAGCAGCGUGAGAGGGAGGCAAAAUACCGUGACCGAGCAGCAGAGAGAAGGGAAAAAUACGGCAUUCCAGAACCUCCAGAGCCCAAGCGCAAGAAGCAAUUUGAUCCCAGUGUAGUAGUGAACUAUGAACAGCCUACUAAGGAUGGGAUAGACACCAGUAAUAUUGGUAACAAAAUGCUGCAAGCGAUGGGCUGGAAGGAGGGCUCUGGGCUUGGAAGAAAGAGUCAGGGAAUUACUGCCCCCAUCCAGGCUCAGGUCAGGAUGAGAGGUGCAGGGCUGGGCGCAAAAGGAAGCUCCUAUGGAGUCAACACAUCAGAUUCUUACAAGGAAGCAGUCAGAAAAGCCAUGUUUGCACGGUUCACAGAGAUGGAAUAAAUGGAGCCAAGGCUGAAUAAAUAUGAACUUUCUACCGGGGGGGGGCUACAGUGAAGCGAGCAGCACACUUCCCAGUCCCUCACUUCAUUUAAGUGUCCCCUGUAAAUCUGUAAAUAUGUAUUAUAAUAUUGUACAGUGUAAAUAUUUUUUUGUUUUGUGAGAUAUUAGGGGUGUGAGUGGCACGUGUCCCCUCAGUAUUAGAGGCUCAUAGCUGACACAGUCUGUCAACCCUUUCUACAGGAUUACAUUUGUACAUUUUUUCCUUUUUUCCCAAAGAAAUAAAUUUUGGAGCAAAAUCCUGUU